UGUUCCCGCGACCUCCCCCUCCACUCCGUUAGCGAGUCGAGGAGCAGUGACCUGCACUCGGCCUCCCAGCAGGCUGAGCAUGCUUUGCUGAAGCCCAUCGCUUCGUUCUCCCUGCGGAUCAGGGCUACAGCCGCUUGAGUGACUCGCACUCGCGGGCAUGGAGCCAGACACUGUGGAUACAGAGUGGACGCGGUGCCUGCCUGCAGGAGCUCACAGGCCGGCUGGGCGGACGACAGCAGGCAGCAGGAGGACGAGUUAGACCGCGCCAAGCCCGGGCGGGGGGUCUCGGGGGAUAGGGCCUGGUUCUGGGGUCAGGCAAGCCACCCCGCCCUACACCUUGUGUGACACUUGGCAAGUUGACCCCUCCGCACUUCAGUUUCCUCAUCUCUAAAACAGAAGAUGGGAAAAUGAAGGAGCCAGAUGAUCAGGACACUGAUGGGGGGAAAUCAGACAGAUCAAAGAGUGAUAGAAGGCCGUCCCAGGGGUCCUCUAAAUCUGAACCAAGAUCUGCUGUGAAAGAGGAUUACAAAUUUUUGGAAAAUACUACAGAUGAAACAGUUACUGAAGGGGAAGAAUCCUAUUUAGAGGAUGAUGACUCAUAUACGGAACAUUUGGAAGGCAGUUCAAGUUCACUUCAAGAAGAUUAUGCGGAAAGCGUUGGAGAAUCUCGGUAUAUGGAAACCCCUGCCCCAGCUGCGGAAGAGGCAGAGGAAAAAGUUAAGAAGAAAAUAUCUGAGACCUUCUUCUACUAUUAUACGCAGCUUGUUUCGACGCCUUUUGUGACUCCGGAUUCGAACAUACCAUUGGAUCUUCUCACACUUGUACAUUCCUUUGGUUAUGACUGCAGAAAGCGAGCCAACCUACAGCUUUUGGACAACAACACUGUGCUGUACGUAGCUGGGAACCAGCUCAUCCUUCUGAAUUUGAAAACCAAGGAACAGAUCUACCUGCGAAGUAGCAGUGGUACAGGAAUUGGCGUCAUUGGGGUUCACCCUGAUAAAACUUACUUCACGGUAGCUGAGAAAGGAUUUUCCCCAAAGAUUGUCGUCUAUGAAUAUCCUUCUCUGAGGCCCUACAGAAUCCUUCGAGAUGGGACUGAUCUGGGCUAUGCUUAUGUGGACUUUAACUACAAUGGUACCUUGCUGGCCUCUGUUGGAGGCAACCCUGAUCACACACUGACCAUCUGGAAUUGGAAAGAAGAGCAGCCCAUACUGAGGACAAAAGCUUUUUCUCAGGAAGUUUUUAAGGUUACUUUCAAUCCUGAAGAUGACGAGCAGCUUACUACAUCGGGAUCAGGCCACAUCAAGUUCUGGGAAAUGGCUCUAACGUUCACUGGUCUCAAGCUGCAGGGUUUACUAGGGCGGUUUGGUAAAACAGCCACUACUGAUAUAGAAGGUUACAUGGAGCUCCCCGAUGGGAAGGUGCUCUCGGGGUCAGAAUGGGGCAACAUGCUGGUUUGGGAAGCCGGCCUCAUCAAAGUUGAGCUCUGUCGAGCUGCCCGGAAGUCUUGUCACCAGGGUCCCAUUAACCAGAUCGUGCUGGAUGAGGGCGAAGUCAUCACUGUCGGCUCAGACGGAUGCAUCAGGAUAUGGGAUUUUGAGACAAUCGACACUGCUGAUUCUAUAGAUGACACUGGAUUGUUAGAGAUCGAGCCCAUUAAUGAACUUCAAGUAGACAAGAAUGUUAAACUCUUCUCGAUGAUAAAAAUGAACGAAACUGGACAUAACUUUUGGUUGGCUCAGGAUGCCAGUGGAGCCAUAUGGAAGCUUGACCUUAGUUUUUCAAAUAUUACCCAAGAUCCAGAAUGCCUCUUCUCCUUCCAUUCUGGAGCCAUCGAAGCCUUGGCCCUCUCUCCUCUCACCUACCUCAUGGCCACCACUGCCUUGGACUGCUCUGUUCGAAUCUAUGAUUUUGCUAGCAAAACUCCUUUGGCUCAGAUGAGAUUCAAACAAGGAGGUACCGCCCUCGCUUGGGUGCCCCUGCUGGUAAGCUACACUGGAGCACAGAUUAUUGCAGGAUUCGAAGAUGGGGUUGUUCGAAUUCUUGAACUUUAUGAUCCAAAAAAGCUCACAGUUUUUGCAGGACGGAAAAGAAUUUUGGACGCAGAGAUUCGUUUGAAACAGGUUUUCAAACCCCAUACUGCUCAUGUCACGGCUUUAGCUUAUGAACGUGAUGGAGAAAUUCUAGCCACAGGGAGUAAAGAUCAAACUGUCUUCUUCUUUGAAGUGGAAAAGGGUUAUAAGCCAAUUGGUUAUAUUACUACUCCUGGACCUGUUUGCCAGUUAUUAUGGUCUCCGAGCUCUCAUCCUGAAAGUACUUUACUGAUCAUCUGUGAGAAUGGCUAUGUUCUUGAAGCUCCACUUCCAACCAUAGAGGAAGAAGAGGAGGACCAUGAUGUCGUUUCCUAUGAAAUCAAAGACAUGUCCAUAAAAUGUUUCCAUUUCUCAAGUGUCAAAUCUAAGAUUCUGAGAUUAAUAGAACUUGAAAAGAGAAAGAAAAAAAAGGAGUUGAGGGAGAAGGAAAAGGAAGAAAGGAGAAAGCAGUUAGCAGCAGAGAUGGGAGAAGAUGGAGAAAAGGAACUCCAGGGCAAAGAGGAGGAGAAGGAGGAAGAGGAAGAGGAGCCGUUACCCCAAAUCUUUAUUCCAUCAACCCCCUGUCACAUCCUUUGUGGAUUUUACUCUGGGCCAGGGAAGUUCUGGGUUUCUUUGGGUGGCUAUGACGCUGGUUUUUUAUAUCACUGUGCGUUCCCCCCAUAUGACAAAAGCCGUGAUAUCAAAGAACAGAGAGAUGAACCUUUUGAUUUCCGUUUUCUUCAGGAUACAGAGGAUAAUCCUAUCCAAGCUAUCACUUUCAGCAUUAACCAAGAUGUGAUGUUUUGUGGAAUGAAAAAUGGAGCAAUUCGAGUCUAUAUCUUAAGUCAGAAUGAUCUUUCAUUGACCAAUAUGGCGGACUACUGGCACUUCAAUAUGCAUGAUAAUAAUUAUGGAUGUGUUAAAGGCAUCUCUGCUAGCUUUGAUGACCGUUUCUUGGUGACUACUGGAGCAGAUAGUAAUAUCUUUGUUUUCAAUGUUUUUUCUGAAUUUGAGUUAAAAAAAGCCACCAAAGCUAAAGUACCAUCUCCCAGGUUCGGAAUUGAAACAGAGCCACUUCCGAAAGACAUUGAAGAUCCCAAAACCUACAGUAUUGAGAAUGCCAGAAGAAAAAGAGAACAUGACAAGUUAAUGAAGGAAGUGGAAGAAAUAAAGGCUGGGAAGAGGGAACAACUCAAAGCUUUGAGGACUGAAUUUUGGAAACUGCUAGAAAUGAAUGAAGAAUUACCAAAGCAUAUGCAGUUUAAACGCACAGAUUUUGAUGUAGAUUCCAAAAUUCGUGCUGAGAUUGACAGAAAAACAGUUUACAAAAUUCAGCAAGUGGAAAAGGAAUUAGGUUGGGAAAAAGAGAAACAUCGAAUUGGCCUAAUGAAGCUACAGAAUAGGUUCCGUGAUUCAUUAGAGAGUGACAUGGUUGUGGUUCAUGCCAUACAAAGUGAUCACAAGGUCUCCUCCUACAGGCUUGUGAAGCCCUCUAAGUACUCCAGGUCCAAACGGGCAAGUCAGUCAGAGAGAAGAACAAGCAAAUUUGAGAGGUUUGAAAAAGAGGGAGCUGGGAGAAAGGACAGCCAGAGAGACACAGGUGGGAGUAUUAGUCUGCCGGAAGAAUCAAUUAUAGAAAAAGGGAAGAAAUUUCGACCUAAAACUCUGAGUGAAAUUAUGGUGGAAAAUCAAAUUGAGAAAACAAGGAAACUUAUAGUAAAAGCUGAAAGGGCCCAAAUUAAGAUUCAGCAGCGAAAAAAAGAAUGGGAGGAACUGUACAAGAGUAAACCUGAUGAUGACUAUGAAGAUCCCAAAGAUGUUCAAGCCAUCAAAGAGGCCCAGUUGUGUAUGGGAGACUUCAAUCUGAAGACAGCCUCAGACUAUAAGAUACCUGAGCACAUGCGAAUAAAUGCUGCCAAGAAGGAAGAGGAACUGGGACACCUAGACUCUCUGGCCCAUUCAAAGAAAAUGCACAUGAACAAGUGCAUCCUCUCUCUUCGAGACCUUAAAGUGGCUGUCAUCGAGGAAAUACAGUGCCUGGUCCAAGAAGUGAAGAACAUUCAGUCGACUCUUCAUAUAUCUAAGCACGUCCCCAUCCCCCAAAUCCCUCAGAUACACCCGGAAGAAGUUCCCGAAAAGAGAUUUCAGUAUGAUGAGGAAACUCUCCUAGUUUUUAAGAGACAGCAGAUGAAAAGUCGGGCUGGAAAGGACCCCGAAGUGGAAUGUGCAGGGUCUUCAGGCUCAGCUGGAGGAUUCCUCAGAAUCUCUUCUGGAAAGGACGGGGAUCUGACGACACGAGAUUCAUUGUCUAGAUCAUCAAAGGCAUCAUCAUUCGGUCUCGAGGUUCCGAAGCUUUUGGAAUUUGAGAGAGCAGAUCCAACCGAAGUGGAGCUGGAGGUUAUGAAGAGGGACGAGAUUAAACACAUGUACAUGCAACAGUAUUUGACCAACAGGAUCAAAGAACUGAUUGUCACUUUCGAUGCGGAACUCCGUCUCCUGAGACAUCAGAAACUGAAACUAGAUACUCAGAUGAAAUUGUCUGACCUGCACCAUGUCACAUUAUUUCAAGAAAUCCUUCUCCUCAAGAAUUUUGAAAAACAGGAGAACAUACUUCAAGAGCGUGUUAAUUCGUUAGACAAGGAGGAACAGGACUUGCAGUGGAAAAUAAAUGAAACUCUUAAAGAGAUGGAAGAGAAAAAGAAUGAAGUCGCCAGGCUUCAGGACCAAGAAAAGGCACUCUAUGCUGGUUUCCAAGCAGCCCUUGGAGAAAACAAUAAAUUUGCUAACUUCCUCAUGAAGGUCCUGAAGAAAAGGAUUAAGCGGUCGAAGAAAAAGGAAGUUGAAGGGGAUGCUGAUGAAGAUGAAGAUAGUGAUGAAUCAAGUGAGGAAGAGUCCAGCUUGGAGAGUGAUGAGGAUGAGUCUGGAUCUGAAGAUGAGGUUUUUGAUGAUUCUAUCUGCCCAACAAAUUGCGAUACGGGUCUUUUUGAACUGGCCCUUCAACUUCGAGAGAAAAGGCUGGACAUCGAAGAGGCCUUAGUUGAAGAAAAGAAAACUAUUGAUAACCUCAAAAAGGAAUAUGAUACAAUGUCCAAAAAAGUAAAAAUUGUGGGGACUAAUCUGAAUGCAGCAGAGGAGGCCCUGGAGGCUUAUCAGCGAGAGAAGCAGCAGCGGCUGAAUGAACUGCUGGUUGUGAUUCCGCUCAAGCUCCACCAGAUAGAGUAUGUGGUAUUUGGGGAAAUACCUACUGAUCUUUCUGGAACUUUGGUCUUUUCUAACCACUCCUUGGGACGGCUGCAAGAGCGAAUUGUACAGCUCCAGGAGGAAAAUUCAAAGCAGCAAAAACUUAACAAAGAAUGCCGGGAGAGGCGUAAACAGCUUAUCCGAGAAAAGAGAGAGAUGGCAAAAAAUAUAAACCAAAUGGAAGAAACAGUCCGUCAACUCAUGAUCAGCAAGUUCGGCCGUGUGAUAAACCUAGAAGCCCUUCAGACUCUUUCUGUGAACACCACACUCGAAGAACUAAAGAUCAAAAAACUCCGAAAGGAGCUAUCGAAUGCAAAGGAAAUGAAGAUGUGGGAGGAAAAGAUUGCUCAAAUGCGAUGGGAACUGAUGAUGAAGACAAAAGAACACACUAAAAAGCUUCAUCAGAUGAAUGAUUUAUGUAUCGAAAAGAAGAAACUUGAUUCUCGUUUGAAUACACUACAGAACCAGCAGGGCAAUGCCUUCCAGGGCCCUCGGAAAGCAGACAUUGUGGCAAGAGAGAAGGUCACGGAACUGAUCCAAGUCCAGGCAGAAAGGAUUUCCGCCUUAAAGAAAGAGAUUGCCCUUUUGCGCAAGAAAGGUGGGUUCAUCCUCCCACCCAUUCAGCCUCCACAAGAGAACCAGAUGAAGCCCAUGGAUCUUUAAAUUUGCCUCUUUCUCAAAUCCAUCCAAGAUGUCUGACGCAUUCACCAGAAGUUCUAUUCCUUGUGGCCUGCGACAAUCCUAAUGUUUUAAAGUGAAGUUAUCUAAAAGUCUGAAACCAGAUCCAGUCAUGUAGUUUUAAUAUUGUUUCUCCAGUUUGGUUAUCUGAGAACUGACUGCAGCACUCAACAUCUGUUUAUUAUUGAACUGAACCAUCUUAGAUCUGUUUGGAACCAACUGGAUUGAGUAUGCAGUCCCAGAAGGCUGUGUCUCACAUCGCAAGCAAGCAUCUGUACUAUAGCCUGUUUUAGGAAAUUGGUUUUUUGGUUCUCUGAAUUUUUAGCCAUUGGCAAGAAAAAGUGUCAUUCAGCAAUCCAUGAGAAAACUUCCUUUCUUCAAAGCUUGAAUCCUUGGAAAAUAUACUUUGAUGUUAUUAAGUAUUCUCUGGGAGGACACAAGAGAAAAAGACAACCUAUUUUACCAACGAUAUCUGAGAACAAGAAAUACAAAUUAGAAUUUUGGCAUUGUUACCUGCAUAGAGCAGUAAUGUGAGGGCUUAGGAUUCAGGAAGUGCAGACAGAGAUAGCAAAGCAGUUCACUCUGGCUUGGCAGAAAGGAAAUAACCAGCUUCCUGAAUCACCCACGGUUUCAGCAAACCCUUCUGCAAUCAGUGGGGCAGUGGCGUGUGUUUUGCAAAAUGGUCAACAAGGAGGUUCUCCUCUGAAGAUGUUUGCCGCUUUCUCAGUAUUCUAAGUAUUCCCACCAUUUCUUAUGUCCUAUGCCAUUUUCUUUCAGGUUCUACUUGAGUCAUUUGCUAGUUUUGAUAUAGAUCCAGGAGUAAUGAAAUAAAUUACAUCAUUCUGAGAGAUCCUCUCUAACAAUCACUUCUGAUUGUGCAUAACAUUUUAAACUAAUCUGAGAGUAGCCUUUUGGUUUGGGGGUAAGCGGUCAUUGGGAUGCAUGGCUGCACCCAUCUAACAACCGUCCCGCUGAUAUUUGGAUUCCUGUUAAUAGUGGCACAUGGCACUUAAGAUUCAGAGCUCCAUGUGUCCAUAUUAAGGAGCUACUCUAGUGAGGCUGUCCUAGCAUAUAAGUUGGUCACUGAGAAGGAAAGGUGAAGAAGGCCAUAUUGCAUCAUGGAAAGUGACUCAGCAAUGGCAAGUCUUCCUAACCUGUGCUAGCCUGCUCAUCUGCUCCCAAAUACAGACAGGACUGACUGACUUUGUGUGUUAGAAUACAUGUAUGCGUAGCCAUUUGGCCUAUUGUCUCCCUAAGAUUCUUUCGUAUUCCUUCUUAAGAGGUCCCAACAGUUCGUGCUCAUCACCAUAAAUCUCUGACGUAGGCAGCUUCUCUCCUGGAGAGCACCCUUUCAUCACUUUCUCUGCUGUAUGCCCUAAACUAUGUGUGCCUUUCAAGCAUUUUAAAAAAUGUGCUAGUCAUCACUCUGAGCGUUCCACUUAUUUAUUGCUGCAUAAAAAUUACCCCCAAACAUAGCUUAAAACAGCAAACACUUAUCUCAUGCAGUCUCUGAGGGUCAGGAAUCUGGGAGCAGCUGAGCUGGGCGUUUCUGGCUCAGGGUCUCUCGUGAGGCUGCGGUCAAGCUGUGAGUCAGGGUUGCAGCCAUCUGAAGCUGGAAGGGCUGCUCCCAAACACCCUCACUCGGCUGUUUAGCAGGAGGCUUCGGUUCCUCACUGGCUGCCUACCAUACGAGCCACUGUCUGCAUAAAGUGGUCGGUCCCCGAGGAGACACUGUCCCCUUGGUAGUGGUGAGAGUCAGGGGCAGUUAGGUCAUCUUCCUGGGCCUCAUUUUAUUGUCUGACAGAUGAGAGAUUUGGAGCAGCCCUGAGGUCCCUUCCCGUUCUGAAAUCCUAUAGUUCUAAUUGCAGCAAGAGUGGAUUUGGGGUCUAUGGAAGAGCCGUGUCAAGGGUUCCAUAUGUGUUUCGACUUAGAGCAAAACCAAUCAGGAUGAUUAUUUUUUUCCCAAAUUGAACUGGACUAAAUCGUUUCUGAAGUCCACAAUAUUUAGGCCUUCCUCCAGCAUGUUUGAAAUUUGACAACGUAGUUAGCACUCAUUUUUAUUUUGAAAUGGACAACACAGACAGAUAGUUUUAGUUUCCUUUCUACUUGAUUCCAGACUUAGUCUUGAAUCUAUAAUUAAGAAUGAGCACCUGAGUCUUUGGAAAGUUCAGCUUCCAACAGAAGGAGACCCUGGGGUGCAGCUUCAGCUGGGGGCAGAUGGCAAGGGGUCCUGCUGCCCUGAUCGCACUGUUCUCCGCCUCCUGCUGUGCCCUCAGACAAGGCAGCCUCUCCUCUGAGCGUGAGGCCCCAAAUCAGUCUAAAUGAGUUACUUGUGGAUCAACCGUUAAUGAAGCUUGGCUAUUGUGAACCCUCAUGCAUAGUAUCUCAUCUCAGCAUUGGAAGAAAAACUGUAGAGUCCAGCAGGAAAAGCAGUUAUCAUUCCUGUGAAGUCAGCCUGUCCUAUCGCAUGGGCUGCCCUCCUGAUAGGGGUUUCUGGGCCAGGAGCCAGGUCUCUGAGCUCUGCACCCCCACCAGCUCAGCACACUGGGUCUUACUCUUCCGUCUGGUAAUUUAUACAGCCUUUGCUGACUGACUCAAAUUUUAAAAAGGCAUUAUAGUAACUAACCUGCAUCUAAAGAAAUAAAAAAUGAAAUGAAAUUGAA
This is a messenger RNA of Equus caballus (horse), 8653 nucleotides long. RefSeq names its product cilia and flagella associated protein 44 (gene CFAP44). The record is from RefSeq and is a predicted model, not a curated record. Gene Ontology annotation, molecular function: protein binding. NCBI's taxonomy places the organism in Eukaryota, Metazoa, Chordata, Mammalia, Perissodactyla, Equidae.